This is a messenger RNA of Cetraspora pellucida, 1687 nucleotides long. The record is from the annotation of a GenBank genome assembly. Lineage: Eukaryota; Fungi; Glomeromycota; Glomeromycetes; Diversisporales; Gigasporaceae.
GAAUUGCUGAGAUUCCUUAUGGAAUGCAAUUUGAAGAACCAGCCAUAAUAGAUUUAGCUGAUCAAAUGGGACGCAUGACACUACAUGCUCAACAUGAAAAACCAAUUAAUAAAGCACAACAAAAAUUGAAUGAACAAUUAAUUGUAGAUGUACAAGAAGAAAUCAAAAGAAUGGGAAGAUUUGUUAAAGAAAAUCUUACACAAUUGGAAAGAGUACUACAAGAAGAAAAGAAAAAUAAUAGCAAAGAAAUUGAAAAAGGCUUAAAACAGUUAAGAUAUAGACUUCAAACUAUUGAAGAUAACUACAAAUAUGUAUCAAACUUACCAGAUGAAGAGUUAGAAAGUCAUCUAGGAACAGUAGAAAAAACUGCAAAAAUAAAUAUCAAUGAUAAAGAAGAAGAUAGAAAGAAAGCCUUAUAUAAUGUAAUACGAGCAUUAACAGAGUCAGGAGAUCAACAAGUAUGGAAAAAUAAAGAUGUGAUUGAACAAAUAGAAGAAGAAUAUCAAUUUAAUAAAUAUACAUUAUUAAAUAUGACAAAAGAAGAGUUCAAUCAAAUGCAACAAUGGGAACAACAGAUAGCAAUGAGAAACUUCUUGAUAGGAUCAGAAUUCUCAAAUGAAAAAGUAAGAAAACAAUUUCAGGACAAAUAUAAAGAACUAUUAGCAUCAUCAUUGGAAAAUCAAGGAAAAAUGCAUGAUGAUGAUGAAGUAGAAAAAAGAUUUGUGGAAGACCAAAAACUAAUAAAAGGAAAACCACAACCUAAACCAUUCCCACCAGAAGGUGCUACUCAUAAUAGGUAUAUACCAAAAGAAAAUAUCUAUAGAGAAAGACCUGUAUCUCCAACUUCUAGUGAAGAAGACUUUAAUCUCAAAAGUAGAAACUUAGGAGAAUGGCUAAAGAGUCAAGCAAAAGAACCACCUAGGCCAAGCUCUCCAAUAAAAGACUUCGUAAAUAAAAAUAUUGUAGAUCCAAUAUUUAAAAGAACACAUGGAAGAAAUAGUAGUACAUCAAGCCUACCAAAAAUACCUUCUAGUUUAAAAAAUGAAAUAAACCUAGAAAAUGAUGAAGAAGAAUUUAAACUUCAGAAACCACCUGUGAGAUAUAAAAGAACAAGAACAGUUGUAUCAACUAAUACAAAUUUAUCAUCUACAAAUGGAGAUAAAUGGAAAAGAGAAAGAGAUAUUAGAAGAAAACUCUUUCAAGAAAGUAGAAAAGAAGAAAUAACAUCUGAAGAUGAAAAAGAAAUGAAUGAAUUAGAUAACAUCAUAGAAGAUGAUGUAAAUGAUUAUUAUGAAAAUAGGUAUAAUAAUCAAGAAGAAACAGGUGAAUCCUCAAAACCAAUAAGAUAUGAAGAUGAGGAUACUAGAAUAUUAGAAAUACCAUGGAAUGGACAAACAGCACAAUAUCCUGUAGCAAGAAAUAGUGAAUUAACAGAUGAAGAAUGGCAAAAAGCCUAUGCCUACACUCCACCAGAAAUGGCAUGGCAAAAUUAUGAAACAGAAACAGACGAAGAAAAUGAUAGUCUGUAUGGACAUUUCAAGGAAAUGCCAAUAGAAAUACGACAUAUAAUCCUACCAACUAUAAUAGAAGGAAAACAGGUAGAUUAUAAGGUAUUCUGUAAUGAAAAUACAGAGAUACCUCAUAUGAAUAUAGGACAUAUCAGGAUAGAAAACCCUGUAGAAAAUGG